AUGGCGCCUGCGAAGAGAGCUGCCAAAUUCCAGUCAAAGACCGGCACCGCCGCCAAGGACGGGAACGGAAAGCUUCCCGCACCGUUCAAGAAGCCCUCCGAGGUCCUCCAACCCUUCAUCGACACGCUCUCCCCCAAGCAUGUCUACAUCACCCAUAUCGACAACCACCCUGCCGACUUCAAGCGCAAAAUCUUUGUUGUCCCCGUGCUCAUGAACAUUGCCAUUGUCGGCCUGUUCUGUCUCCGUGUCUGGUGGAUUGUGCCCUACUACAUCCAGCUCCUGGCCAACGGUCUUGGCCAAGUGAACGAGACAACCCUCAAGGUCGAAGAGGCGUCGUGGUCCGACCUGGCUUGGGAGAUUGGUGGCAGGGCGCUCAACUUCUUCUUCGACUUUAUCCUAGUGGUAUUUGUCUGGCCCUGGCCCCUCGAGUUCGCGGCAGGAUGGAAGCAUGGAAACCCUUGCCAGUGGCGCUGGGUCGUCGGCUUUCGCCAGCAGGAGAUCUACGUUCGCCGCUCUCGAGAGUGGGACAGUGCGCUGGGUGACAUUUUUCUGGGCAAGGACUCGAUGAAGAUCCUGACCCAUUACAUCGCCGACGCAACAAACCCAAUGCGCCAGGAGCAAAAGACGGGCUACCUCCUCAUGAAUGGACAGUGGGACCUCGACUGGGCCGGCAUGAUCGCAGCACACACGCUUGUGGACAAGAAGGAGAUUGCCAUUCAAGCUUUCAAUACCAUUGUCCUGAUCCACACCGAAGAGCACGGCUGGCUGCAGUACGACGUGAAGAAGCAGGCGUCCACAGCCGAGGAUGCGAAGCGGAGGCAGCUGUUUGCGUUCAGGGACGCGUUGACACGGCUGGGGAAAGAGGAUCUCUUCUACCGAUGGGUGGAGCUCGUGCAGUACGAGGCCGACGCGCCGGGUGGGUUUAGCAAGGAGAAGCAGGACAAGGCGGCGAGCAAAAUCCGGGAGCUGUUUGAGAAGGAGGGUGUUGACUUUGAUCAGUUAUGGCGGGAUACUGUUGAUGCGGUUGAUGCGUCGGCGCAGGUUUGA
Emericellopsis cladophorae is the source of this 1047-nucleotide messenger RNA. RefSeq lists its product as uncharacterized. The record is from RefSeq and is a predicted model, not a curated record. NCBI's taxonomy places the organism in Eukaryota, Fungi, Ascomycota, Sordariomycetes, Hypocreales, Bionectriaceae. The transcript has a single exon. Bases 1 to 1047 code for a protein of 348 amino acids.